This is a messenger RNA of Naegleria gruberi, 1011 nucleotides long. RefSeq lists its product as uncharacterized. NCBI's taxonomy places the organism in Eukaryota, Heterolobosea, Eutetramitea, Acrasida, Naegleriidae. Bases 1 to 1011 code for a protein of 336 amino acids. Gene Ontology annotation, biological process: mitochondrial transmembrane transport; monoatomic ion transport. Gene Ontology annotation, cellular component: mitochondrial inner membrane. Gene Ontology annotation, molecular function: monoatomic ion transmembrane transporter activity. The record is from RefSeq and is a predicted model, not a curated record. The transcript has a single exon.
AUGAGCACAACAACACCAACAGAAAUCUUUACUAAAAUCAACGUUGAUAAAAGUAGAUACGAUCAAGAUACAUACUGGGGAAGAGUUGUUCACUUCUUCAAUGUUACCGAUCCAAGAACCUUGUUGGUAACUAAUUCAACUUUGAAGGGUGCCAUCUCUCUUUUGGAUGAAUAUAAAGCAGAAACCGAUGAAAAGAAAUUACAAAGUGAACCAAAAUACGCACCAGAAAAGAUUUACCAGGCCAUGAAACUUAAACAAUCAUCAAUUCACCCAGAUACUAAGGAACCAAUUUUCCCAGCAUUCCGUAUGAGUGCUUUUGUUCCUAUGAACUUGUUGAUUGUUUCUGGUAUGUUGAGUGCUCGUAGUAUUCCUAGUACCAUUUUCUGGCAAACUGUCAAUCAAACUUGUAACGUUUGUGUCAAUUAUGCCAAUCGUAAUGCUUCCAAUGAAGUUAGUAAUGCUACUUUAUUCAAGAAUUAUAUUGUUGCUGUCACUUCUUCAGUUGGUACUGCAAUUGGUUUGAAUGAAUGGGUUAAGAGAAGUACUUUCCAACCAGUUCUCAAGAGUACAUUGUUGAGUAUUGUUCCAUUCACAGCUGUUGCUGUUGCUAACGUUUUGAACAUUGGUAUGAUGAGAAGAGAAGAAAUGACACAAGGUAUCACAGUUUGGGAUCAAGACGGAACUGUUUACGGAAAGUCAGCAGUUGCUGGUAGAAUGGGUGUUGCUCAAACAAUUACUUCAAGAAUUCUUUUGAUUGCUCCUAGUAUGAUUGUUCAACCAAUUUUGAUGAACUCUUUGGAAGCUAGAGGUAUUUUGAAGUCUGCCAUGUCUAAGCAAUUGACUAACUUGGCCAUGUUAACUGUAUUUAUUGGUCUUUUCUUGCCUUUGGGUAUUGGUAUUUAUCCACAAAUCAGUCCAGUUUCUGCUACUGAAUUGGAACCACAAUUCCAUAAUAUUACUAACACAAAGGGAGAAAAGGUUAACACUUUCUACUUCAAUAAGGGAUUGUAA